UUAGAUGAGAAAAGUAAUUUUACUUCUAAACAUAUACCACCUGCAAGGUAGAUUCCUAGAGAGAGAGAAAGAGAGCACAGAGCAGCUCCAACGAGCCAGUAUUAAACCUGUCCUUCCUUCAUUUCUUCGAAUGAUCAAACCAUCUCCUACAAUUAAACCCUAGAUUUAUCUCUCUCUAUUAAAAUAUAUAUAUAUAUAUAUAUAUAUAACACUUACAUCCGCACACGAAAUAUCUUUUUCAUAUUUUCUGACGCCUUGUUCGAUCAUGACUCAAUCGGCAGUCUCUCAGGUCUCACUAACUGUUCCAAUUAAUGGUGAUUCAUCGCUCCGGAGAUCUGUGUUUAAGACAUCUAAUAUAAGCUUUCAUGAGAAAUCAUGGAUGUCUGCCCUGCCUUUGGACUUGAAAUUAAAUAAUGCACGAUCAAGAAAUCAGGGCAUAAUUUGCAUGUCAGUGCAACAAGCCAGCAAGUCCAAGGUCACAGUUUCACCUUUAGCACUCGAUGAUGUGAAAGAGCCUCCACUGAAUACAUACAAGCCCAAGGAACCUUAUACAGCAACCAUUGUUUCUGUUGAGAGGCUUGUAGGCCCAAAAGCUCCAGGAGAGACUUGUCAUAUUGUAAUUGAUCAUGGUGGCAAUGUUCCCUACUGGGAAGGACAAAGUUAUGGUGUAAUUCCUCCGGGUGAGAACCCUAAGAAACCAGGGAGUCCCCACAAUGUUCGUCUUUACUCAAUUGCAUCCACCAGGUAUGGAGACUCUUUUGAUGGCAAGACAGCCAGUUUGUGUGUUCGCCGUGCUAUCUAUUAUGAUCCUGAAACAGGAAAGGAAGACCCUUCGAAGAAUGGCAUAUGCAGCAAUUUCUUAUGCAACUCGAAGCCUGGAGACAAAGUUAAGAUCACAGGUCCUUCUGGCAAGAUAAUGCUAUUGCCUGAAGAUGAUCCAAAUGCCGUCCAUAUUAUGAUUGCAACUGGCACUGGCGUGGCUCCAUUCAGAGGCUACCUCCGUCGUAUGUUUAUGGAAUCCGUCCCUACAUUCAAAUUUGGUGGCCUAGCUUGGCUGUUCCUUGGGGUAGCUAACUCUGACAGUCUCCUCUAUGACGAUGAAUUCACCAAAUAUGUUCAGGACUACCCGGAAAACUUCCGGUAUGACAGAGCCCUUAGCCGAGAACAAAAGAACCGGACAGGGGGAAAGAUGUAUGUCCAAGAUAAGAUUGAAGAAUACAGUGGCGAAAUCUUCAAACUCCUUGAUAACGGGGCCCAUAUCUAUUUCUGUGGGCUCAGGGGGAUGAUGCCGGGGAUCCAAGACACACUGAAAAGGGUCGCAGAGCAAAGAGGGGAGAAUUGGGAAGAGAAGCUCUCACAACUCAAAAAGAACAGGCAAUGGCAUGUCGAAGUCUACUAAACAUUUACUUUAAGAAAACGGUGCAUCACUCCCUGUUUGUUCAUGUGAUGUUUGUUAUUGAUGUUAUGAGGAACUUGAUUAGCACUUGCUAUUCAUCUCUACAACUGUAUUAAUUAACAAAGACGACAAACUGUUCUCUUGUUCAAUACAAAUUGAAAACAAAGAGGACAAACUGUUCUCUUGUUCAAUACAAAUUGAAAACCUCCUUGGUAAUUCUUUUGAUUA
Messenger RNA from Cornus florida, 1624 nucleotides. Its product is annotated as ferredoxin--NADP reductase, root isozyme, chloroplastic-like. The record is from RefSeq and is a predicted model, not a curated record. Gene Ontology annotation, molecular function: oxidoreductase activity. The transcript is spliced from 5 exons. The coding region runs from base 266 to 1399 and encodes 377 amino acids. Lineage: Eukaryota; Viridiplantae; Streptophyta; Magnoliopsida; Cornales; Cornaceae.